AUGAUAGGCAAUGUCUUGCUUCCACGUCUUUAUCCACAAAGUUUCGCCGCUAAAACUAGUAUAAAUAAAACACGAGGUAUUCUUUUAAAUGGACCGUCUGGCACUGGAAAAAGUUUGAUCGCUAGAACUGUGUGUGAUAUAUUAAACGUAACUCCGAAAGUACUACGUGGCUCAGAAAAAUUUUCAUUCAUACUGGGUCAAGCAGAACAAAAUAUUCAAGAUUUGUUUGAAGAUGGUUGUCAAGAUCAACGUAACUUUGGUUCCAAUAGUAAACUACACGUAAUUGUAUUCGACGAAAUCGAUGCUGUAUGCAAAAAUCGAACACAGAAUAAUUCAGUACGUGAUACCGUGCAAGAUAAUGAUACUGCCCACUUCUUGGGUGAGAUCGAUGGAAUGAUUUGUCGUGAUAGUAUUCUUUUAAUUAGCACAACAAAUUUUCUGGAAGCAAUUGAUCCAGCACUUCUUCAUCCGUGA
Messenger RNA from Rotaria sp. Silwood2, 474 nucleotides. Lineage: Eukaryota; Metazoa; Rotifera; Eurotatoria; Philodinida; Philodinidae. The record is from the annotation of a GenBank genome assembly.